Bombus huntii is the source of this 1989-nucleotide messenger RNA. RefSeq lists its product as uncharacterized. Bases 100 to 1815 code for a protein of 571 amino acids. Lineage: Eukaryota; Metazoa; Arthropoda; Insecta; Hymenoptera; Apidae. The transcript has 5 exons. The record is from RefSeq and is a predicted model, not a curated record.
CUCCAACGAGAAAGACGUGCUCAGAAGCGAGUCCCGCGUAGCGCCAUGUAGAGGAGCAGGAAGAAGCGCAGUCUUCCUCAGGCAUUCCAGCGUCGAGUAAUGCUGAAGCAUAUCCUGACGGUGCAACCGUCGUCAGCGGGCUCCAGGCACCAGCACAAUGACUACCAGGCGAGCUCGGGCUCGUUGCACAGCGGCCACCACCACCACCAUCAUUCUGGUCACCAACAGGAUCAACAGCAACACCAUCAUUACAACCAAAACAGCAACGUUCGUGGAACGACAGGGGGAAGCCAAGGAUGGGGAAUCGACGUUUACGACUCGGUGGUCCAUCAAAGAGCCAACGUGCAUCAGGCUGCCACCACGCCAUCUUCCACUCACAGACACCCUUUGAAUCAUUCUCAGUUGAGCGUGAACAAUCUUUCUCAACGAUUGAAUCACUCGCACGCUCUUAAUCUGUCCACGUUGUCCACGUCGAAGCAUUCUGUGAACAGCGUCAGUCCUGUUGCCGGUGGGAAUAACAAUAACAAUAAUAAUAAUCUGUCGACUACAUUGGGGGUGAUAUCCCCGGCGCCGCUGCACCAGGACAGCAGACCUAAAGCGAAUGGAGGCUUUGAUAUCUCGAGACUGUCCAGAUUACCCAGUCAGGCGACACCUUCGCCUGCACCUGCUCUUCAGGGUACGACUACCGGGGGACAGUUAACCGGUCCCGGUUCCACGGCGUACCCCUUGAACGCUUCCUGGUCGUCGUCCCUGUCAAGGAAUCACAAGGACCACGAGGUUAGCGCGAAAGAGACGUUGACCAGUUUGGGUUUAUUGUGUCUAGUGUCGUUGUUACUGGCGCUACUCUCGUUGAUCUUCUUGCUGAAGAUCUCACCGUUAACGGUGACGCCGAGUAGCCUGAUCAGCCCGAAAGAGUAUACGAUUGUCUACGAGGUGACGUUAGCGCUGUGCGCACUCGCCCUCUCCCUAAACCUCUGCUGUCUCCUCAUGUGCGCUAUACAGUUCCUCUUCACUGUGAAACUCGUCAAGACUUCGUAUCAAGGACAUUGGAGUAACAAGUACCUGCAAAAAUCAUCCAUCAGCCGGAUAUGUGCUGUCGGAGGGUUUUUCAUUAGCAUUCCCGUCUUUCUAACUGGUAUGAUAUUGUAUACAUUCAUCCAGUUUUAUUCGACGCCGGUAAUUGGUGUCACACCGGCAAUCGUUACGUCCGUUUUCAUAGGUCUUGGCAUCGUGUUUUGUGGAUGCGCAAUGGUCCAUAACGUCUUCGUGUGGCAGAGGGAGAAGACGAAUGCCGUGAAGGCGUUAGCGCGCGAACAGUGCGAAGCGGCGGUACAGCUGCAGCGUCAGCAGCAGCUGCAACAGCACCAGAACCAGCACCAGCUACAACAGCAACAACAACUACGUGGCCCGUUAACCAUCCACCAUGCUGGCUGCCCAACGAAAGUCGGGCCCGUGACGAACCAACUAAAUACCAGCCACGCAACGCACGGCCGAGCUGCACAGUACCAACACUAUCAUCACCAUCAUCAUCAUCGACACGUGUCAAUGUCUCCACCGCUCUUGUUGCUCUCAUCGCCAGCUCCGAUCGCGGCGACGCACAAUCAUCUGAACGUGAGCGGACACAGAAACGUGGUUACGCCACCGGAUACACCAGCAGAUAGAUCGCCACCGAGUCCUGGAAAUAAGCUAAAUAGAUCGCAGCAUUUGCCACGGGAAGCAACCGGCAGCGUCAGUCCUGGUCUUCCGGCUGCCACAUUGGAUCUAAGUAGCGCAGCAACCACCAAUAGUCCGCAUGAAUUGUCCACGUUAGUUUAGAAAUUUGGUCCGAACAUUAUAUCUUCACAUAGGAUUGGAGAUUAAUAGUUGAUAGUUAAUUUACACAUCGAUCUUUUUAUUUGUAAAUUGGGUCGUGGUUUAGAGUUGGUUUGUAAAAAUUCGGUCCUAAUUGUUAAAUGAUGAAUAUUGAUUAAGAAUAAUAGGCAUUGAUGU